This is a messenger RNA of Bursaphelenchus xylophilus (pine wood nematode), 499 nucleotides long. Lineage: Eukaryota; Metazoa; Nematoda; Chromadorea; Rhabditida; Aphelenchoididae. The record is from the annotation of a GenBank genome assembly.
AUGGUCUCCUCCGUCUACUCGGCUUCGUUCGUUCUCCUUUGCGGUCUAGGUCUGGCUGCGGCUUCAGGUAAAACCUAUUUCUUUUAAUAACUCCUCUUAUUUAGGUCUUUUCGACGACCAUCAUCAUGGUCAUCACGGCUGGGAGCCCCACCACGAUGAUCAUCAUGACGACCAUCAUGGAGAACACCACGGUCACGGAGCUGAUUGGCAUCAUGACAACCACAAUGCCCAUGGGUGGGAUGGAGAUCAUUCCCAUGAUCAUCAUGAGAAACAAGGCUUCAACAAGGGAGACCAAUCUGACUGGGCUCGUCUCGACUACGGCGGCCACAAAGCCCAUGCUUCCGGAGAUGAAUGGCACUCCAACUACGGACAUGAAGCUGGAGAUGAUCACGGACAUGAUGCUGGCUUUGCCCAUGGAGACGAACAUGGUCAUGCCGGUCACGGAAGCUGGGGACAUCAUGACGGACACCAUGGUCAUCACGGCCACGACUGGCAUUAA